UUCAUAGUAUAUUUAUGUUUAUUGGAAAGCAAAAUGUCAGCUCGAAUUAAGUACACAAAGCAGAUGAUUGCAGUGCGUAAAAAACGAAUAAUUCAGGCCAAACUUCGGAAGAAACCACUCACUUCGUUUGAUCACAGGCUUAUUGAAUUGGAGCGGCGUAUAAAUAGACUAACCAGAGAGGUCCGAGAAUACAAAAAUCGAUUCAGUGAGGUCUCAAUGCAGACCGACAUUCAAAUUCCAUUUAAGACGGACCUCGAAUUUUUCAAAAAAGUGGAAUUCCUCGCUGUGCAGAUGCUGGUGGAACGCCAAGAACCGAUUUUGGUUGUAGACUCUUGAUUUCCCUAAAGAAAACGAGAAUCAUAGC
Molecule: messenger RNA, 364 nt
Organism: Drosophila teissieri
Lineage: Eukaryota; Metazoa; Arthropoda; Insecta; Diptera; Drosophilidae
Exons: 2
Coding region: 34-336 (100 amino acids)
Source: RefSeq, a predicted model, not a curated record